AUGACGGCAGAUAGACGGGCGAAUCCGACUGGGCUCAUGCCGCCGCCAGCACGUGCGCACUGUCGCGUGUUUAUCGUGGCAGCAAGAACGCACACGCGCGUGCUUGUUCUACAGAACGCCUACGAACAGGACGCGAUCCAUAUGUACGACCACGUGCCCGCCGUGUCGUCGAUCGUACAAGGAAUUUUCGAGCACAGUUCGCGCACCCCGGAGGACAAGAAAAAGGCCACUUUUGAGGCAUAUCAGAUCUUGCGCCCGGCCAUAAACCUUGCUGCUGAGUGGCUGAAAGUCCGUGGCGACCCACGUCGGUGUUUCGUGCACUUUCUUUUGGCCGAAUCCGAAAUCCCAGCUGGUUUGCCAGCACCCGACGACGCGACGACAGCAGCGUUACGUGUGACGAGGCGUCUCCAGCACCUUCAAGAGCUAGCGGGGCACGACCACGCGUUCCCUUUUGCUUUAGACGCCGCUCGUCAAGAGGAUCAGGACAGCGUCCCGUCCAGUGGCAUCGUGACCGCCGCCUGGCGUCUCUAUUUCCACGUGGUUGGGAUCAACUACUUUGCUGAGCGCGUGGCGCCAUCGCUCAGUCCUGGUCAAGUUGAAGUGUACGGGCUCUUGCACGUGGACACAGGGGGAGAUAUUGGACGGACUCGAUUCGAGUCGGACGCGGAUGCUGUUGCGAUGGUGUUUGAUGUGCGGGAGCGAUGGCGACGCACCAAACGGCAGCGCCAGGCAAACGUCGUGCUCAAUGCUAGUGACUUUUACGGUCGCGAGUACGUCGGGUUUGGACGUCAGCAAGUCCAGCAGGCGGUGGUCAAGUUAAAACAAAGGAAGAACAGCCACGCUGACGAGGACACCCUGCAGCAUCCGUGCUUCUUGCGAGGUCACUCGUCGGUUGUUGAAGGUGUGAACGUGACUUUGAACGGCACAGGGGAUGCCGAGAAGUGCAUGACUUUGCUCCGGUCGCAUAUUGCUGCGAGCAAUGUGGACUGUCCGCCUGAGAGCUUUUGUUUUACAGGAGGUGAACCUCAACCUCAAAAGUUUGGAUCUUUUUACGCUUCGGGUGUGCUACAGCGAGCAGUGCUUAGUGCAAGUCGCGUGUUGGAGAACGUGAGCAAUGCACAGGAGGAGGAUACGGUGAGGCCGCUGCUUUUACCGUCUCCAUCGCUCCUGGCGCUUCGAAACGCUGCCAAGACGCUGUGUGCGCUAUCAUAUCAAGAUGUAUCAAUCGGUCUGGUACCCUCACACUUGCCUGAGCUGGAGGCAGCAUCGCUAGCUUCUGACAUGGAAAGAAUGGUCGAACCACCUAGUGCGUUGUGCUUCGACCUGUGCUACACAGUGGUGCUGCUAGAGCAGAUUGGUGUCCAGGAAAAUGAUGAGCGCAUACACUUUGUGGACAAGUUUCAAAGGCAACCCAUGUUAUCAGGACACGGAGUGGCGGCGGAUAAAGAUCUCAGCAGCUCGUCCGAAUCGGUGGCAUGGCUUACAGGUACCUUUUUAUAUCUCGAGGCGCUUCAACGCAAAGUAACAUUUUCUCUCGAGUCGGAACUGCUGGCGGAGCAGCUCAGCGCGGGGCUCCCUCUCGGCUGGAAUAUGAGUCUUCUCGUGUUUCUCGCAGCAUGCGUCUUCUUGUAUUAUACCACUGGUCGCCAAGCGGUCUCUGGACAAGCUGGAGGGGGCUCAAGGGGCUACCAUCUUGCUGUGAAUGGAGGAGCGAAGGCAAAGUACAAGGACACGACCCAGUCAAUCACGUUUGUUGACGACGCUCGAGAUUGA
This is a messenger RNA of Peronospora matthiolae, 1773 nucleotides long. The record is from the annotation of a GenBank genome assembly. Lineage: Eukaryota; Oomycota; Peronosporomycetes; Peronosporales; Peronosporaceae.